Molecule: messenger RNA, 2382 nt
Organism: Branchiostoma belcheri (Belcher's lancelet)
Lineage: Eukaryota; Metazoa; Chordata; Leptocardii; Amphioxiformes; Branchiostomatidae
Exons: 4
Coding region: 1-2382 (793 amino acids)
Biological process (GO): G protein-coupled receptor signaling pathway
Cellular component (GO): membrane
Molecular function (GO): G protein-coupled receptor activity
Source: RefSeq, a predicted model, not a curated record
AUGGACGCCUUUCUUACAUGGAACGGGACGGGGGACGAGAAUGUCUCGGCGACCCUCGCGCCUCGCCCCGCAGAGGCGGCCGCCUUCAGUACGGGGGAGGUGGUCCUGGAAAUAACGGCAAUGCUGCUGAUCAUGGUAGCCACAGUAGUGGGGAACGCAGCCGUGUGUUGGAUCGUCAUUUCCAACCCCAAACUACGGACGGUUUCCAACCAGCUAGUCUUCAACCUGGCCCUGUGCGACCUGCUGACGGCGGUGGUGAACGGGCCCAUCACGGUGGUUGUUCUCGUCUCCGAGAAGCGGUGGAACAUGGGCGACGCCAUGUGUGCCAUCAACGGCUUCACCACGACCAUGUUCGGCCUGGCGUCCGUCCUGACACUGGCUGUCAUCUCUCUCAACAGAUUCGCCAUGAUCGUCCAUCCACAGAAAGCCGGGCGGUGGUUCAGCGUCUGGAAACUCCGAGCCAUGAUAUUUGGUGUGUGGGCAAUCUCUUCACUGGCCAGCUUCCCGCCCAUCGUCGGUUGGUCCACGUACCAAUUCAUCCAGGGAAAGGCUAUCUGCACCAUCAAAUGGUCCACCGACGUGUCCUAUACCCUCUUCAUCCUUCCCACCUUCAUCCUCCUGCCCUUCUUCGUUAUGAUCGCCUGUUACUACAAAAUCUUCAAAGUCGUCAAGAAGAACUCUCAAAGAAUCAUGUCCCAUCACAGGAGAACCGAGUUGAACCCCACCACCCCUGGGAGCACCCCUUCGAGUAGUAAGAAGUCGUGGCAGCCGGUGCCGGUGAGAAAGGACUCUGACCAGUCGACGGGAACCCCCCGCGUACCCCCCACGAUUACCAUCGACUCAGCAGAUUCGAGCGACGCCGUCAAAGAUGGUGGCGGCCACGAUUCCAACAAACCGCUGCUCCCAAACCACAUAUUGGCUGCAAAAUCUACAGAAACGACCCGAAGAAAUUCCAAGGAAAAAUUCAGCUCCCAAGGAACCGCCGGGGAGAGUGAGAAUCCUAGAAACGAGCCGACUUGCAGUACGGAACAAAAAGACCCUCUUCAAAGCAGCUGUGACAACAACAAAUCUUGUGAGUCAGAGCAGACGUCUAAAAAGACUGGAGGAGAUAAUAAUGUUGCCACAGUCAGCUUCGCGUGCAAAAGUCACAGCACACUGACGGGACUUGCUCUAGAGAGAAUAAACGAAGAAAAUAAAGGUGAGACACAAGGGCGCGUACGGUGUUACUCCGAUGUCAGUGCUACGAAGAAGAAGAAACCGUUGCUUCGCCCAACUCUAAGCGCAAAGAAACGAGACUCUUUAGAUGACACUGAUUACUCGACUGCAGUUGAGUUAAAGGAGAUCAUAGUCACUAACGAUAUCAUUCUGCAUAACCCAAAACUGUUGGAGGACAGCGACGAUAAAACUGCCAUUAAAACUCAUGAGCAGCGUACCGAAAAUGGCCCCAAGCAUACAAAUUCAAGAAAACAGACAAUAGAAAGCCCGAUGAAUGUAAAAAAUACAGCUAAGAGUGAUAUUGAUAUCAUCGUCACUUCUCCAAGUCCAAAUUCUAAGAGCAACAGGACGAAGGGGAACCAUAAGACUACUGCCAUAAUCGAAAACACCGCUUCUCGUAAAUCAGACAACACACAAGGCAGAUCUUCGUCUCCCAAGUCAAGACGCUUCUCAAGACCGACCAAGAACAACUUGAAGUUUGACUGCAACGCGAAGUCCCCGCGAAGACUAUCGGACCCGUUCACGAUCCUGACAUUGGAGAGUAAGAUCAUGAAGGACCAAAGCGUGUCGCAGUCUUCUCUGAACGCUACGAUGGGACCUGUGAGCAUCCUUCGCAAGUCGUCUACGGGAAGUUGUUCUGGUGACAUCGAGAGUCAUCGAAGAGACAGGCUGAGUCCAAGGCCGAAGGAGAAGCUGUCGGCAAGGCUGUCAGAUCCGGAGAAGUACAACCGCAUCCGACUGUCCAUCGGGCAUGUUGAUGUGGAGAGGAAACGGAGUCACAGCCUGAUCACCUCCACAAGCCCCAGUCUACUCCGCAGGUUCCAGUCACCUAGCUUCAUACGCAAGCGCCAGGGUCCGGGAGUGGACGACGUGAAGGUCACUAAGAUUUUACUCAUAGUAAUCUGCGUGUUUGUGGUCUGCUGGGCGCCCAUCAGUUUGGUCAACUUCGUCGAGACCUUCUUCCGUAUUCAGAUCCCGCCUAUCCUGGACAUCACCACGGUCUACAUGGUGUUCCUGAACUGCGCGCUCAACCCUGUCAUCUACGGACUCAUGAACAGAAACUUCCGAGACGGGUUCAAAGACUUCUUCAGUAAGUGUAGAGGGAAGGGCGAGCACGACUCGAGCAACGGGAAAAAGUCACGGGCCUCUGAUGGCAAGAUAGUAUGA